UCAUCUUUGUGGUGGCGAGUAGCAGCUCAACAUGGUGAUCAGAGAGGACAAUCAGACCAACAGACUACAGGAAGCACUCAACCUUUUCAAGAACAUUUGGAACAACAGGUGGCUACGGACCAUUUCGGUAAUCCUCUUCCUGAACAAACAGGACCUGCUCGCUGAGAAGGUUUUGGCAGGGAAAUCUAAAAUCGAGGACUAUUUCCCUGAGUUUGCACGCUACACUACACCUGAUGAUGCAAUACCAGAGCCAGGUGAGGAUCCCCGCGUCACAAGGGCCAAGUACUUCAUUCGGGAUGAGUUUCUGAGGAUCAGCACAGCCAGCGGGGACGGACGGCAUUACUGUUACCCCCAUUUCACCUGCGCCGUCGACACAGAAAACAUCCGCCGCGUCUUCAGUGACUGUCGCGACAUCAUACAGAGGAUGCACCUACGGCAGUACGAGCUCUUAUAAUGGGCAGUGGCGUCCGGCCUACUUAUCUACCUACCAACCUACCUAUCCACCCGCCCCUCCACUUCCUCCAACUUCACCAAACAACCAAGCCCUCCCUCCAUCCUGAUACAACUCCUAUUUCUCCCGGUUACACAACUUCAGAAAUACAGAACAGUGGAAAGACUUUUUUAUGUUUAAAAAAAAGGAAACACAGUAAAGGAUACACCAACAUUAACCAGGACUGACUGCUGUACUUACAGACUGGAAUCCCUCAGUGCAGG
Etheostoma spectabile (orangethroat darter) is the source of this 714-nucleotide messenger RNA. RefSeq names its product guanine nucleotide-binding protein G(s) subunit alpha-like. Gene Ontology annotation, biological process: adenylate cyclase-activating dopamine receptor signaling pathway; sensory perception of chemical stimulus. The record is from RefSeq and is a predicted model, not a curated record. Gene Ontology annotation, molecular function: GTP binding; G-protein beta/gamma-subunit complex binding; GTPase activity. The transcript is spliced from 4 exons. Lineage: Eukaryota; Metazoa; Chordata; Actinopteri; Perciformes; Percidae. The coding region runs from base 32 to 454 and encodes 140 amino acids. Gene Ontology annotation, cellular component: cytoplasm; heterotrimeric G-protein complex.